GGCUGGCGGACUGAUGCUAGCGGCGCGGCAUGUCGUGUGCGCCCUGUCCGGCGGGGUGGACAGUGCUGUGGCGGCACUGCUUCUAAAGCGGAGAGGUUACCAAGUGACAGGGGUAUUUAUGAAGAACUGGGACUCACUGGAUGAACAUGGAGUCUGCACCGCUGACAAAGACUGUGAAGAUGCUUACAGAGUUUGCCAAAUCUUAGACAUCCCUUUCCAUCAAGUGUCCUAUGUGAAGGAGUAUUGGAAUGAUGUGUUCACGUACUGUGCUACAUCUGGGAACAUUAAGAUGUCUACACCAGCCAGGCUCGGUGGCUCAGCCUGUAAUCCCACGCUUUGGGAGGCUGAGUGAUUUUUUGAAUGAGUAUGAAAAAGGAAGGACUCCAAAUCCUGACAUCAUCUGCAACAAGCAUAUCAAAUUCAGUUGCUUUUUUCAUUAUGCUCUGGAUAAUCUUGGAGCAGAUGCUGUUGCCACAGGUCACUAUGCAAGAACUUCACUGGAAGAUGAAGAAGUCUUUCAGCAGAAGCACAUUAAGAGGCCAGAAGGGCUUUUCAGAAAUCGAUUUGAAAUUAGAAAUGUGGUAAAACUUCUCCAAGCAGCUGACAGCUUUAAAGACCAGACCUUCUUUCUCAGCCAGGUUUCCCAGGAUGCCCUGAGGAGAACCAUCUUCCCUCUGGGGGGAUUAACGAAAGAUUUUGUAAAGAAAAUAGCUGCUGAGAAUAGACUUCAUCAUGUGCUUCAGAAAAAAGAGAGCAUGGGCAUCUGUUUUGUCGGUAAAAGAAAUUUUGAACAUUUCAUUCUUCAGUAUUUGCAGCCUCAACCUGGUAAAUUUAUUUCUAUAGAAGACAAUAAAGUUCUGGGAACACAUAAAGGUUGGUUCCUGUAUACUCUGGGCCAGAGAGCCAAGAUCAGUGGCUUGAGAGAGCCGUGGUUUGUGGUGGAGAAGGAUGGCACCAAGGGCGACGUGUUUGUGGCCCCUCGGACUGACCACCCGGCCCUGUACAGGGACCUGCUGCGCACCAACCGCGUGCACUGGAUCGCCGAGGAGCCGCCUUCGGCCUUGGUCCGGGACAAGAUGAUGGAGUGUCACUUCCGAUUCUUCCACCAGAUGGCACUAGUGCCCUGCGUGCUGACUCUCAAUCAAGAUGGUACUGUGUGGCUGACAGCUGUGAGGGCUGUGCGGGCCCUCACCCCAGGACAGUUUGCCGUGUUCUACAAAGGAGACGAGUGCCUGGGCAGCGGGAAGAUCCUGCGGGUGGGGCCAUCGGCCUACACACUUCAGAAGGGCCAGGGUAAAGCCGGAGGAGCUCCUGAGGGCUCUGGCAGCAUCCCAGGUGAUGGCCCGAGCCUGCGUCCCUCACUCUGAUGGAGACGAGCUGCUGGAGGAGGCCUGUGAGGACAGGGCCCAGUGGUGGGCGGCCAGGGGACAGUGCGAGUCACCAAGGGCCCGAAGCAGGAGAUCUUGGGAUGGGAGAGCCAGCUGGGCCAGUCAGCUUCUGCAAAGCCUUCAGAGCCCAGGCGAGCUCCAGGAGGGCCCUGUCUCCUCCAAGCUGGAACUCCAGCAGCCAGAAGCGUUUGCUGAUUAGCGGGUGUGUCCCGAAGGUCCUAUUUCUAGAGUGCCUCUUUUGCUGUCUCUCCCUCUCCGGGGGGUAGUUUCAAUCUCUAGCCUGUGGAGGGAAGCUGUGGUGGGGGCUACCCCGGCUGCUCGGACAGUGUUAAAUAAACAUACUUUCAGGGA
Molecule: messenger RNA, 1739 nt
Organism: Carlito syrichta (Philippine tarsier)
Lineage: Eukaryota; Metazoa; Chordata; Mammalia; Primates; Tarsiidae
Gene: TRMU
Product: tRNA 5-methylaminomethyl-2-thiouridylate methyltransferase
Exons: 12
Coding region: 249-1367 (372 amino acids)
Biological process (GO): tRNA wobble position uridine thiolation
Cellular component (GO): mitochondrion
Molecular function (GO): sulfurtransferase activity
Source: RefSeq, a predicted model, not a curated record